This is a messenger RNA of Tribolium madens (black flour beetle), 1886 nucleotides long. RefSeq names its product switch-associated protein 70-like. The transcript is spliced from 4 exons. Lineage: Eukaryota; Metazoa; Arthropoda; Insecta; Coleoptera; Tenebrionidae. The coding region runs from base 205 to 1800 and encodes 531 amino acids. Gene Ontology annotation, cellular component: cytoplasm; nucleus. The record is from RefSeq and is a predicted model, not a curated record.
GAUUCGAUCAAAGUUUAAAACCAACACAUUCUGCUUGCGUUUUUUGUUGAUAUUGUUAUUAGUUUGUUUAUAAUAUAAGUGGUACUUGAAAUUCUUUGCAGUCUAAUAGUUUUUUCCAUUUCAAACACUUCACACUUUUGAAGAAAUCCCGUUUAUCCCGUGGGCGUAGUGACUUAAGUGACUCACAUAUGAACAGUGGAGAACAUGGCUGUGCUUCUCGAAAACGUAACAAAUUGUGUGUGGCAAGCCUUCGACGCCCUGCAACAAGACAAAUCGGGAUACGUCCACAAGUCCAAACUUAAGGUUUUGACGGCGAAUAUUGGUACGAUUUUGGAUUUGUAUGGGGUUGAAAGAGGGUUGGAGCAUUUCCGAAGCACAGCCACUUUGAACUUCGACCAGUACAAGUUUUAUUUGCAAAAAGAAGUUUUCUCCUCGCUGCCUAACAAACUCCCUUUGGCGGAAUUGCGAGAUUAUGAGGCGCGAAUCGCGGAAGUUUGUUGGCUGGUUUGCCGGAAAAAGUUUGUUCAAAGAGACAACAAGAUACUUUCUGAUGAAUCGCUUUUCCAAAUUUUCCGAAUCUUUUGUCUUUUGGGUGAUUUAGUUCGAGAGCAACACAAUGAGGACACUUAUCAGGUGUUAUUGCACCCUUCUGAAGUCUACAAUAUUGCCCAAACUUUGGCGAACUCUUUGGGAUGUCCCUGGGACGAGGAAGAUUUCACCAACUUGUCAAUCUCAAUGGGAAGUUUCCGUCUAACUCCCUUUAUUGCAGUUUUAGAAUCUCGCUCUUUAGUCGGAGUCAAGGACAAUUUCGCAAUUUCGGAAGCCGUCACUGACAUCUACCAGACCCUCGUCGAAGACGUCAUCAAGAAAGGUUAUUUGACCAAAAAAGGCUACAUUUUCCCCACAAUGCGUGAAUAUUGGUUCGUUCUCCGACCUUCCGAGCUGAGUUAUUACAAAACUCGCUCCGAAAAAGAACGUUGUGGGUCACUUCCCAUCGAACCCGGAAGUCGAGUCGAGGCCAAAUCCGGCUACCGGAUUAUCCUCCAUACUCCUGAAAGAAGCUUCGAGUUGGGCACCACGGACCACAUGACCCGAGUCCAAUGGAUUUCAGCUCUACAACUCGCCGCUGAUCAUUCAGGAGGGUGUCAGAGUUACCAAAGACUUCAAGUUGCGCGCAGGAAAAUGCAAAGAGCUGGGAGAAUUCAGGAAAUGAUGAGAGCAAGAGCACAGCUGCAACAGGAACGCAGUGCUCGACAAGCCGCUGAAGGACAAGCAAAGGAGUUGGAGGCUGUUGUGAAAGAAGAAGCGCGAAAAUUGACCGAUUUGGAGCAAAUGAGGGCGAAAUUGGAACGUCUACUUGAGGAGGAAACGCAAGCGAAACGCGACGAAGAGAUUGUUCGGGCCCUCCAAGCACGAGUUUUGGCCGAAGAGUGGGAAAAAAGAGAAGAAUUGGAACGGCUCCAAGAAGAACAACGAAUUCUCUUAGAGGAGGAGCGUGGCAAAAGAAAGGAGUUUGAGGAGUUGCAAAGCGAGAAAGAGCGUCAGUUGCGAGAGGCGGAGUCGCGUUUGGCCCAGUUGGAAAAAGAGAGGGAAGCUUUGGAUGUCCAGUUGAAAAUAGCCCAUGAUAAAAUUAAACUAUCAGAAGAUCGAAGAGAGGUAAUGGAAGCGAGAUUGUACCAAGUGGUACCAAUUCGAGAAGGGGAUCGAGUCAGACGAGCCCAUUCUUUUAUGCCAAGUACUAAAGAAAGACCAGUUUUGUUAGAAGUAAGAGCUGCCACUCUGAGACGCCCCAAAAACUAAUACAGGAGACUGAAGAAUGCUCAUUCCGAUUUUAUUACCCACUAAUUUUAUAACAAUAACUUGUAAUAUAUUUUUAUAAUUAAUCG